Molecule: messenger RNA, 597 nt
Organism: Rotaria sordida
Lineage: Eukaryota; Metazoa; Rotifera; Eurotatoria; Philodinida; Philodinidae
Source: the annotation of a GenBank genome assembly
AUGAUGUUUAUAUUGAUUUUAUUUUUAUUUAUUCAUCCAAUAUCUAGUUUAUCUUAUACAGUACAAAUGAAUGAUGUUGAUCUUAAUUGUCGUAAAGAAGCCACAAAAUUAUCCUCACCUCAUAUUGAAAUUUUAUCAUUUAAUAUUUGGAGUAAUGAAUUAUCUAUUCCUGGCACACUUGAUUUUUUAAUGUCAUUGAAUGUAACAAAAAAACUUUCGAAUGAUAUAGAAUUUUCAAUAAAAGUUCAACGAAAAUUAGGUUCUAGUUGGAUUAAUCUUCCAUGUUUAGCAGGCACUAGUGCUUGUGAAAAACAAUCAUUCUGUGGUCUUAUUCAAAAUGCAUGUAAAAACAAGAGUUUUAUUCGACCGAAUAUUAAAGAUAAUAAAAACUCAUGUUCCUGCGAUCUUGACAUUGGUACAUAUACUAUUGAACAUUUUCUUAUUCAUAUAAAACGUAAAAAAAGUGCUAAACUUACCCAAUCAAUUACACCAGGGCAAUAUCGUUUUCAUGUAAUGUUUCUAAAAACUAAACCAUAUACAACGGUUGGCUGCGUGGUUAGUUAUUUAACAUUACUUAAAGCAAACAAAUUCACGUGA